UGCUUGCUCAGCUUCCACACCCUUGGAGGGACUGGGGGCUCCUCCAGGCACUUUAGUCCCGGCGGAUUCGGCAGGUGUGGGGUGAUGGGGUGCUGCGCAGAGUCGACCCCGCCCUUUCUGGGUCCCCACCCUUGCGCUCUCGGUGGAACCAGGAAACCCGAGGCUCCAGUCCCGAGACACCUCGGCCUGGCUGCUCCAAAUGAACAGGAGCAGACAGAGGCGGCCACGGCUGCAUCAUGGAGGGCAGCGGUGGGAGGACGGGACAGGCCAGGGUGGCCCUCAUGGCCCUGGGGGUGGAGCAGCACCUAGGCAGCCUGACCAUCUUUAGCCGGGACGACUUCGAAGGAGACUGGCAGCGCGUGGCCAGCGGGGGCUUUGGGCAGGUGUUCCGGGUGCGGCACAAACGCUGGCGGACCGAAUAUGCCAUCAAGUGCUCUCCUUGCCUGCUGGCCGACUCCAGCCCCACCAGCUCAGACAUGAAGUGCCUUAUUGAAGAAGCAUCCAAAAUGGAAAAGAUCAAAUUCCAGCAUAUCGUCUCCAUCUACGGAGUGUGCAAGCAACCCUUGGGCAUUGUAAUGGAGUUUAUGGCCAAAGGCUCCCUAGAGAAGAUGCUGCCUACUCAUAGCCUCUCCUGGCAGCUUAAGUUCCGAAUCAUUCAUGAGACUGCCUUGGCCAUGAAUUUCCUUCACAGCAUUAAGCCACCUCUGCUCCAUCUGGACCUCAAACCAGGCAACAUCUUGUUGGACAGUAACAUGCAUGCCAAGAUUUCAGACUUUGGCCUAUCCAAGUGGAUGGAGCAGUCAACACGGAUGCAAUAUAUUGAGAGGUCAGCACUUCGGGGCACACUCAGCUAUAUUCCCCCUGAAAUGUUUCUGGAGAGCACCAAAGCACCUGGACCCAAAUAUGAUGUGUACAGCUUUGGAAUUGUCAUUUGGGAGAUUGUUACCCAGAAGAAGCCAUACCCAGGGUUCAACAUGAUGGCCAUCAUCAUUCGUGUGGCUGCUGGUACCCGGCCCUCACUGCAGCCCAUCUCAGAUGACUGGCCAGGUGAGGGCCAACAGAUGGUUGACUUGAUGAAGCGCUGCUGGGACCAGGAUCCUAAGAAGAGGCCGUGUUUCACAGAUAUCACUACUGAGACAGACAUGCUGCUAUCCUUGCUCCAGAACCCUGUCGUUGAUCUGGAGAAAGAGUCCUUGGUCAGAAAGACAUCCUGCAAGCCUUCUCUACACCAGCCCCAGGAGAUCAGUAGAGAAGUCAGCCAGGAACUGACAGAGAGUGACUCAGGUGAAUCUCUGAAGCAGUUGCUCCAGCUGUCUGACAGUGAAAGCUUGAUCUCCAGUAUGGAAGAGUUGGGCAUCUUUGAGAACAACAUCACCCUCCUCCAUUUCCUGGUGACUGAGGGAAAUGUGGAGAAGGUGAGGCUGCUGUUGAGCCAGGAGGUAGAUGUGGACUGCCAAACAGCUGAGGGCUACACACCCCUCAUGCUUGCUGUGCAGGAUCAGUUGUCUGACCUCUGCAUGCUACUGCUCAGCCAAGGAGCCAACCCCAAUCUGGUUGACAAGGAUGGCUGGGCUCCACUCCACUUUGCUGCCCAGAAUGGGGAUGACCGUACUGCUCGGCUCCUCCUGGACCAUGGUGCCCAGGUGGAUGCCCAGGAGCAUGAGGGCUGGACAGCUCUCCACCUUGCUUCUCAGAACAACUUUGAGAACGUGGCCCGGCUUCUGGUCUCCCGCUAUGCUAACCCCAACCUUCAAGAGAGGGAGGGAAAGGCCCCACUGCAUGUGGCUGCCUACUUUGGUCACAUUAACCUGGUUAAGUUGCUCAUAGGCCAGGGGGCCCAGCUAAAUGCUCAGCAAAGGAACCUCCGGACCCCAUUGCACUUGGCUGUGGAACAGGGUAAGUUCCGUGUAAUCCAGCACCUGCUGAAAAGUGGGGCAACCACUGACCUGCUUGACCAGAAUGGCUAUAGCCCACUGCAUACAGCUGUUGCCAAAGACAAAUACCUUAUCUGUAGGAUGCUGCUUAAGUAUGGGGCCAACACUGAGUUGAAGACUGAACAGGGCUGGACACCUCUACAUCUGGCAGCCUUCCAGGGUCACCUGGAGGUCCUCCGUCUGCUGCAUGAGAGUAACGCCCACCUGGAUGCCCGAGGGGGCAAGGACUGGACCCCACUUCAUUUAGCAGUACGCCAAGGGGAGGAGGCAGUGGUUUCCUUCUUACUGCAGAGUGGAGCUGACCCCAACAAGCCUGAGCAAUCUGGCUGGACACCUUUACACUUGGCAGUUCAGCGAGGCGCAUUCUUGAGUGUCAUCAACCUCUUGGAGUACCAGGCUGAUGUUAAUGCUUCCAACAAGGUAGGCUGGUCUCCUGCGCACUUGGCAGCUCUCAAGGGUAAUACUGCUAUCCUCAAAGUACUGAUCAAGGCUGGUGCUCAGUUGGACAUUCAGGAUGCUGCUGGCUGCACUGUACUACAACUGGCCAUCCGAAACCAGAAACAGAAUGUAAUCUCCUUCCUGGAGGGCAAGGACCCCCUCACUCCGGGUCUGGUCGGUGUUGAAUCAGAAACUAUGAAGGAGACUUGACCUCUUGUUCCCUGACUAAAUGUAUAUCCCUCUAGACCUAUUUAAAACUUGGAAGCCUGGGAAGGGAAGUGAACAAAGAACUUGUCUCCAUCCAUUCUCAGGAGCAGCCUUCCAGAUAAAGUGAAGUUGGAAGCCCAAAAUGCCCUAAGCCAGAAGAGACUUGAAAUGGAUUCUGGAGAGACUCUUGAGCUUAAGGAACAAACUCCCCUCUUCUGCUCUCACAACUCCUCCCUAACCCUCCUGCAAGUUCUGGGCACUGAUCUCCCCCAAUGAGGAAAGAGUCCCAUACCAAUGAGCUUUGGAAUUGAAGUUACAUUCCUUACUGGUCUUCCUUUUGCCUCAAAUUUCUCACCUCUCUAGUUUAUCCUAAACCAGCCUCCAAAGUGGAUUUUCUAAAGCCUAGCUCUUAUACCUCACCUCCUUAAUCAGUGAACCCCAGGAUGCCUUAUUACCUCUAGGAUCAAAUAUAUACAUUUCUGAAAUUUAAAACUUUUCAUAUCCUGGCACCAUCCUACCUUUCCAGACUUGCUGGUUCUCACACAAUACUUUCCUAUGCUUUGACUUUGGUUUUCUCCCUUCCUGGAGCACAUUCCUUCUACCUCAGUGUCCUGGAAUCUCAAGUUGCAAUUCAAAUUUCAUCUACAAAAGUUCUUUCUUGGUCUUCCUCGGCCUUUCCCCAUGCCUCCUCCCAGCCCCCAUGCUACCUUGGGUCUACUCUAUAGGUGUUUUGUAAAUGCCUGUAUUUGUGCAUGUGGUAUUCCUGGUUAGAAUGUAAGCUCCUAAGGACCCAGACUUGUUUCCCUUUUAUAUUUUGUAUCCCUGGGGAUUAGAACAUAGUAGGUACUUGAUAAAUAUCUGAUUUUUUUUUUAAUGGGUUAGAGCCAACAAGCUAGAGCCAGGCUGCAAGUCAGUCAUAGGAUCCUAGCUCCAUUGCUUAUUAGUUAUAUGCCCCUGGGCAAAUCACUUUAACUUUUCCAAACCCCAAUUUCCACAAAUGUAAUGAAUAGAGAUAAUAAUACUUAAACAUCUAAGGUUAUUGUGAGAUUUUGUUAGCCUUAAAAAACAAUGUAAAUGGGAUCUAUAAUCAGAAAUGACUUCUUGCUUUCAGCCCAAUCACUUUCUGUAGUAACCUUCUCCUAAUGUUUAGGUUAUCCAUUCAAGUGCCUCUACAAAUGCUUCAUCUUUCAAAUGAAUAAUUGAGGAUUCUGAGAUAAUCACCCUCUCUCUCUUUCUCUUUCACUCUUCCUCUUUCUCUCUCUUUCUCUUCCCCCUCCCAUAUAUACGUGCACAUGCACACAAUACAUAUAAUGACACAUAUAAAUACAUGUAUAUUGCACAUGCAUAGAUAUGUGUUGACAUCUACAUAUAUGUAUAGAUGAACAUGCAUCAUCUGUACACACACAAAACCCAGGAUUGAGGUAUGGGCAGAAAGAUAGUGACACAGAAAACCUGAAUUCAUUUCCUAUCUCUCUGUUCCUUACCUUUGUGACCUUGGGUAUGUGGGUUUCAAAAUUAAUAAUCAAUAACUAAGUAUUUUAUUUCAUAAAGUUGUAUUAAUAGUAACUAAAACAAAAGAAAAGCCUGACUUCAGCCUGGUCACAGGUCCAAGAGCGGAAGAGGGAGGAGUUACAGCCACUUAAAUACAAUCAUGUAAAACACAGGGAUGCAGGAAAGGGGAAUUUUGGGAAAUAUUAGGGACUUCUGGGGGAUGAAGUCCAAAGGCUCAAAAUCUCCAUUUAUACAGGUAUUUCUCUAGGCCUCAGUUUCUUCUGUAAAAUGAGGAGGUUGUGCUGGAUGGAUUUUAAUUUCCUUCUAGUUCUUGAUCUCUCCUCUCUCACCCCACUGCAAUAGCCCCUGUGGCUGUGGUCAUCCCUUCCUUAUACCCAGGCCUCUUGCAUCAGUUUUACAAACUGAUUGCUGUUCUAGAAUGGGCCCUUUCCUGGAUUGCUCCUCCCAUUACCUGACUUCUCUGUCCUUUUCCUGACCCUACUGUCUCCCUGGCCCUGAGGUGCACUUUGUAUCCAGAUGUUUGUCCUCAUUCAAUUAAGCCUUGUGAUGAUAGCAUUUAUAUAGCAAUCUGAUGGCUGUUCCUUACUUGGGAGGAGGAGCUCUCUAGACUGAAUAGGUAUGGGGACCUGAAGGUUUGGGUGAUGGGUGGUGAGUGGCGUAAUGGAGGGUGGGCACUCCCAUGCUCAGUGAGCCAUUUUUAUUUUCAGGGAUUUCCCCAUCCCAAUCCCCAAUCUCAGCUGCCUCAUGCAUCUAUCCCUGCCACCUAGCCCAGCCUGUCCAACAGGUCUUGGGAGAAAGGAGCUAGAAUCAAAGGGUGGGGUAGGGCAGGGCUGCCUCCCAGACUUGACCUAAAUCUCAGCUCAACUGCUGCCUCAUGUUUUAUCCUUUUCUCUCUCCUCUCUUCACCUAGAUGGGCAUAGACUUGUUAAUAUCUGCCCAGCCACUUGUGGGCUAUUGAAUUCAGGCUCCUAACAAAAGGGAACUGAGAUGGGAAAACAGGACUCCAAGGAACCCUCCUGAGUAGGAAUCAGGGAUUCUUGACCUUUUGUGUGCUAUGUAGACCUCUUUGGUGGUCUGAGGAAGCAUAUGGAUUUUCCCCACAAUGAUGUUUAUAAAUGCAUACAAUAAAAUACAUAAAUUAGCAAAGGAAAUCAAUUACAUUGAUGUAUAAUUAUCAAAGUAUGAAAGACUCAAGUUCAAGGACCCCGGGUUAAGAACUCCUAAUAUAAAGAAUUUGAUGGCAGCCAUCUGUCACUCCGUUUGAGACUCAAAUGGGUUUAAGGUCCCAUGCAGUGCUACGAUCUACCCAAGUCUCUUGAACUCCAAGGAAAGAUCAAUCCACACCAUUGGAAUUGGUUUUAUUUUGCAGUUGCCAAGGGAUCUUGGGGCUCCUUUCUGAAAUGUCCAGGAUAGGCAGAUGGGGAAGAAUCAGAAAUAAAGCUUAUUUUAAUGAUAGCUAAGGGAGCUAUAUAAAUAUCCAGCCAAUUUCACUCUCCUGAGUAGGGCCAAGGCUGGAAAUCCCCAGCCCAAUCCUAAUCACAGACUUAGAUUUCAAAUCCAGGCAUCAAGCACCAUGAGGUGUACUCUCAACAGCUUAGAAAAUGGUUUUCUUAUCAGAACAUCCUAGGUGGAUACGAAAUAAAGAACAAAUCUCAUUGUGAA
This is a messenger RNA of Monodelphis domestica (gray short-tailed opossum), 5753 nucleotides long. It is a transcript of the gene ANKK1, whose product is annotated as ankyrin repeat and kinase domain containing 1. Gene Ontology annotation, molecular function: protein kinase activity; protein binding; ATP binding. The record is from RefSeq and is a predicted model, not a curated record. Gene Ontology annotation, cellular component: cytoplasm. Gene Ontology annotation, biological process: regulation of cell cycle process; protein phosphorylation. Lineage: Eukaryota; Metazoa; Chordata; Mammalia; Didelphimorphia; Didelphidae.